CCUUACCAGUGCCCGCAGUGCGGCAAGGACUUCAGCCACCGCUCCAACUUCAGCCGUCACAGGCGCAGCCACAGCGGCGAGGAGCCAUUCCCGUGUCCGCAAUGCAACCAGCCCCUGAGCUGGAGCUCGGACCUGACGCGUCACCUGCGCACGCACAGCGGCGAGCGCCCAUUCCCGUGCCCGCUGUGCACCCGAAGCUUCAGCCGCAGCUCGUCGCUGCUCACGCCCCGGCGCGUCCACACCGGGGAGAAGCCUUCCAAGUGCUGCGACUGCGGGAAGAGCUUCAGCCAGAGCUCGUGCCUCAUCAUCCAGCAGAGGGCGCACACAGGCGCGCGCCCCUGCCCCUGCGGUGACCGCGACCAGAGCUUCAGCAGCCGCUCCCACGUCGUCCUCGCGCACCGCAGGGUCCACACCGGCGAGGAGCCCUAUGGCUGUGAGGUGUGCGGCAAGAGCUUCAGGCAGAAGACAAACAUCAUCACGCACCGGAAGCUGCACGGGGUGGCCAGGCGGUCAGGGACGAAAGCCUGA
Galeopterus variegatus (Sunda flying lemur) is the source of this 528-nucleotide messenger RNA. Its product is annotated as zinc finger protein 774-like. The record is from RefSeq and is a predicted model, not a curated record. Gene Ontology annotation, biological process: regulation of transcription by RNA polymerase II. The annotation marks the transcript as partial. Gene Ontology annotation, molecular function: RNA polymerase II cis-regulatory region sequence-specific DNA binding; DNA-binding transcription factor activity, RNA polymerase II-specific. The transcript has a single exon. NCBI's taxonomy places the organism in Eukaryota, Metazoa, Chordata, Mammalia, Dermoptera, Cynocephalidae.